Ixodes scapularis (black-legged tick) is the source of this 540-nucleotide messenger RNA. RefSeq names its product 60S ribosomal protein L22. Lineage: Eukaryota; Metazoa; Arthropoda; Arachnida; Ixodida; Ixodidae. Gene Ontology annotation, molecular function: RNA binding; structural constituent of ribosome. Gene Ontology annotation, biological process: cytoplasmic translation. The transcript has 4 exons. The coding region runs from base 64 to 474 and encodes 136 amino acids. The record is from RefSeq and is a predicted model, not a curated record. Gene Ontology annotation, cellular component: ribosome.
AGACAAGCAGAUGUCGCCUCCGUUCCCCUCCCAUCGUCCCUUUCGCAAGCCUCACCUGUAGAAAUGGCUGUUGCGCCGCCAAAAGUGAAGAGGGCCGUCAAGGCAGGGCAGAAGUCCAAGGGGAAGAAAAAGAAGGUGCAGACCAAGUUCACGAUCGACUGCACACAUCCCGUCGAGGAUGGGAUCAUGAAAGUGGCCGAAUUUGAGCACUACCUCAAGGAGAGGAUAAAGUUCAACGGCAAGACCAACAACCUGUCUGGAGUCAUUGUGGUGGACAAGGACAAGAACAAGGUCUACGUCACGGCCGAGGUCCCCUUCUCCAAAAGGUACCUGAAGUACCUAACGAAGAAGUACCUAAAGAAAAACAACCUGCGGGACUGGCUGCGGGUCGUGGCCACAACCAAGGACGCCUUUGAGCUGCGCUACUUCCAGAUCAACAACGAGGAGGAGGAAGACGAAGAGGACAAUGACUAGACCUUCCUUCCUCACUCCCGCCUCUCGCCCAUCCAUUGGAAUAAAAAGGCAAAAACCCUCUCAAAA